Solanum tuberosum (potato) is the source of this 2459-nucleotide messenger RNA. RefSeq lists its product as uncharacterized. The transcript has 2 exons. The coding region runs from base 307 to 2241 and encodes 644 amino acids. NCBI's taxonomy places the organism in Eukaryota, Viridiplantae, Streptophyta, Magnoliopsida, Solanales, Solanaceae. The record is from RefSeq and is a predicted model, not a curated record.
UGUGGAUACUAAUAAAGACAUCUUUCAUAUUGAGUCUAUGAAUCAGUAAUAAUAAGUCCUCCAAAAAAAUUCCCAUUGGGGAUUCACAAAUCUGACAAAUUCUUCUUGUGUCAGCUUAGUCCAAAAAUACCCUCAACCCUGCAAAUUCCCUUAAAAAAAUCUUACUGUAAAACUUAAAGUCACCAUUAAUGGUGAAUCAAGAAAGUCAAUCUUAAGAAUUUUCCCAUUUUUGAAGAAGCAUAGUCAUAAAGAUUGAGUCUUUUGAGUUUUCUGAGGGAAAAAAAAAACAAUCUUUAUCAGAAAUUAAUGGAGCUGAUACCUUAUUCAGACCCAAAAUCUGAAUCAAGUGUUGUUAAUCCACCUUGGCAAGAUAUGUUUAGAUCAGCUUCAAUGAGGAAACCAGAAGAACCAAAACCCCAGAACAAGGUUCCUUCAGAGGCUCAGCCAAGAAAAGAAAAUGACCCAAAUCAAGAUUCAGUGUCUGCUGACCCUCAGGUGAGACUAGCCCUUUAUAUAGCUAUGGCUCAUGCUGGACUUGUAUUCACAUUUUUCAUUAUUUAUGGUGUUGGUAAAUUGCUUGAAGAGUAUUUGAGAGCUAUGUUAUGGGCUGUGCUUUGUUCAAUUCCAUUAAGGGGAAUUCAACAAACCCUUGUUGCAUUUUGGUCUGAACCUUUAAAGUUAGGUCUUACUGAGACUAUUUUAGCUGUCCCUGUAGCUGUUUUCAGUGUUUUUCUAGGGACCCUUGUUGAUAUUAAAGAGAAGAUUUCUAGGGUUGUUCUUAGGAGGCCUAAAGGUAACUCGACGAGGCGUCAUACGAGUGGAUUUUUCGUGUUGUUGAGGUGGCUUAUGUCUUUUGGGGUGUUUGUGAUUGCUUAUGAGCAGAUUGGUGGGAUUGGAUCAGUUGCACUUCUUGCAUUGGGAUUUAUGUUGACUGCUAAUAGUGUGGAUUCAACUAUGAAUGCAGUAACAUCUUUAAGAAGUCAUAGCUUUCGUAGGUUCGCUAUUACUGCUUUCUUUACUAGAGGGAUAUUGAAGAAGUUGAAGACAAUUGUGGCAAUUGGGUUGAUUGUUGGAUUGAGUGUGGGUUCUUUGGCAGGUAUGAUUUUCUUCUCGUAUAAGAUUGGUAUGGAGGGGAAAGAUGCUGUUAUUGCAUUGAAAUCCCAUGUAGAGGAGAGUAACUAUGCUGAGAAAAUCGGUGUUAAGCAGUGGAUGGACGAAAAUGAUGUCCCCGGGAUGGUGGAUAAGUACACAUCUCAAGUGUAUGAGACAGUAUUUACCCAGAUAGAUGGUUAUGCUAUGCAAUAUAAUAUGACGGAGUUUGUUUCUGGGAUAAAACAUUUUGUAAUAGUUCCUGCAAAUAACACAUUUAAUCAAUCCACGGCUUUGGCAUCCCCCUCUCCUUAUGCAGAGAAAUUCUUAAGCCUGAAAAGGAGGGUUAAAGAUCGUGAAUGGGCACAAAUAUAUGCAGAAGUAGAUGUGAUGUUCAGGGAACUUCUGAUCACUAGAGAGGACUUGGUUGAGAAAGCCAAAGGGUUCGCUCUCCAAGGAGUAAAUGUAAUGCAACGGAUACUGGUUAGUAGCACAUCUGUUUUAGGUGGAAGCAUGAAGGUCGUGUUCUUGAUUGGGAAUUCCAUAGUUUCGGGUGCUGCUGGUCUUUUUAAUUUUGUAUCUCAGCUAAUGGUAUUCAUUUGGGUACUUUAUUAUCUCAUCACAUCGGAUUCUGGUGGAGUAACAGAACAGGUCAUGUCUAUGCUCCCUAUGUCACAUUCCGCAAGGAGGCGAAGUGUUGAGGUUCUUGACAAAGCUAUUUCUGGGGUUCUUCUAGCAACUGCUGAGAUUGCACUCUUUCAGGGGUGUCUAACUUGGCUCUUGUUCAGAUUAUUCUCCAUCCAUUUUUUGUACAUGUCAACAAUCCUCGCAUUUCUUAGUCCUUUGUUUCCUAUUUUCCCAUCACUGUUUUCAACCAUCCCAGCUGCUUUACAGUUGGUGCUUGAAGGUCAGUAUGUAUUGGCCAUCAGCUUAUCGAUUAUACAUCUCAUACUUAUGGACUAUGGUACAUCCGAAAUUAUGGAAGAUAUACCUGGCUAUAACGCGUAUCUCACUGGUCUCAGCAUUAUUGGAGGAAUGACAUUGUUCCCUUCUGCAUUUGAGGGAGCAAUAAUGGGACCACUGAUAACUACUGUUGUGAUCGCGAUUAAAGAUUUGUAUGUUGAGUUUGUAUUGGAAGAACAGAAGGAAUAAGUAGAACAAAUCUGUGUUUGCAAUGCCUUAACCUUUGAAGACAUUGAAAAGAACCCCCUAUUACUUUCUUUGAUGGAAAAGCAUUGCAAGAUGAAGUGAAUUUUUUUUUCUCCCAGUCAACUGUUGUUUGUUUUCUACCUGUGUUUGAGGAUUUUUUUUUCUUCUCAGAAAAAGCUGUUUAUAGUGUGCAGAAGUUUGGUAAAUUAUUAAAAUUGGAG